Molecule: messenger RNA, 4274 nt
Organism: Stegastes partitus (bicolor damselfish)
Lineage: Eukaryota; Metazoa; Chordata; Actinopteri; Pomacentridae
Gene: impdh1b
Product: IMP (inosine 5'-monophosphate) dehydrogenase 1b
Exons: 16
Coding region: 299-2134 (611 amino acids)
Biological process (GO): GTP biosynthetic process
Cellular component (GO): cytoplasm
Molecular function (GO): IMP dehydrogenase activity
Source: RefSeq, a predicted model, not a curated record
ACACCUGUGCGGCUUCGUAGCCCGUCUGGAGACGGAACAGCAGCACAAUUCAGAUUCAGAGACAAAAUGGAGAAUAUGCAUUUGUUUUGCAAAUUGUAACUCAAUAGCUUUUGCUGAUCUUGGGAUAUGAUGCUCAUAGUAAUGCUUUUUUCUGCUUUGGCUCAAAUGUAACCUGCAGCUGCUGGAUAUUGUGUCUUGGUUUGUAGAUUCAGCUUAAUAAGCAAGAAACUGUUGUUGUUUCUGGCUGCACAACAAAACUAAAAGGCCGCUGGAUUCAGAGUCUGACCUUGGACAGAUAAUGGAGGGAUUUGGGUAUGAGCACUUUGGAGACGGAUCGAGACAGAGUCAGCAGCUGGACUAUCGAAAACUUGUAGGGGACACUCAGCCCCUGAGUUCAUCCCGAGAAGGAGAGCACUACAUCCGGCAAAUCUCACACGGCCACGGACAUGAAACCGCAGCCCAACGGUACAGCGCCACACUCAUCCAGGCCGGUCUAGGGCGAGAGAGCAUGGCGGAUUACCUAAUCAGUGGUGGUACCGGCUACGUCCCUGAAGAUGGACUCUCAGCUCAGCAGCUUUUCUCUAUCGGAGAUGGCCUGACAUACAACAGAUCUGACCAACAGUGUGUUGUCUCCGAUGGUCAUACGGCUGAAGAGCUAUGCUCUAAAGGAGAUGGGUUGACUUACAAUGAUUUCCUGAUCUUACCCGGCUUCAUCGACUUUACCUCAGACGAAGUGGACCUGACAUCAGCACUCACCAGGAAGAUCACACUGAAAACCCCUCUCAUCUCCUCCCCCAUGGACACUGUUACAGAGUCAGCAAUGGCAAUCGCCAUGGCGCUGAUGGGCGGCAUCGGCAUUAUUCACCACAACUGCACACCAGAAUUUCAAGCCAACGAAGUCCGCAAGGUUAAGAGGUUUGAGCAGGGAUUUAUCACAGACCCAGUUGUUAUGAGUCCACGCCACACAGUUGGGGAUGUGUUUGAGGCCAAAGUAAGACAUGGUUUCUCUGGUAUUCCUGUCACAGAGACAGGAAAAAUGGGCAGCAAACUGGUGGGCAUUGUCACCUCCAGAGAUAUAGACUUCCUUUCUGAGAAAGAUCACGGCAAACCUCUGGAAGAGGCCAUGACUAAGAGAGAGGAGCUGGUAGUUGCUCCAGCUGGUGUUACACUCAAAGAAGCCAAUGAUAUUCUGCAGCGCAGUAAAAAAGGCAAGCUUCCCAUUGUAAAUGAUAAUGAUGAGCUGGUGGCCAUUAUUGCCAGGACGGAUUUAAAGAAGAACAGAGACUACCCUCUAGCCUCCAAAGACUCACGCAAACAGCUGCUGUGUGGCGCCGCCAUCGGGACCAGGGACGACGAUAAAUACAGACUGGAUUUGCUAGUGCAAGCUGGAGUGGACGUGGUCGUACUGGACUCUUCACAAGGCAACUCGGUGUAUCAGAUCAACAUGAUAAAUUAUAUUAAACAGAAGUAUCAAGAAUUGCAAGUGGUGGGAGGAAAUGUGGUUACAGCAGCCCAGGCCAAGAAUCUGAUCGAUGCCGGCGUGGACGCUCUGAGAGUUGGCAUGGGCUGCGGCUCCAUCUGCAUCACACAGGAAGUGAUGGCAUGUGGGCGGCCCCAGGGGACCUCCGUGUACAAGGUAGCGGAGUACGCCAGGCGCUUCGGUGUACCAGUCAUCGCUGACGGUGGCAUUCAGACCGUGGGCCAUGUGGUGAAAGCUCUGUCUCUUGGAGCAUCGACUGUUAUGAUGGGCUCGUUGCUAGCAGCAACCACUGAGGCUCCUGGAGAGUACUUCUUCUCAGACGGUGUGCGGCUGAAAAAGUAUCGUGGCAUGGGCUCCCUGGACGCUAUGGAGAAAAGCACCAGCAGCCAGAAACGCUAUUUUAGUGAGGGCGACAAGGUCAAAGUAGCCCAGGGUGUGUCAGGCUCAGUCCAGGACAAAGGCUCCAUCCAUAAGUUUGUACCGUACCUGAUAGCAGGUAUCCAACAUGGCUGCCAAGACAUCGGGGCAAAGAGUCUGUCUGUCCUCCGUUCUAUGAUGUACUCUGGAGAGCUGAAGUUUGAGAAGCGGACCAUGUCUGCACAAGUGGAGGGAGGCGUUCAUGGACUGCACUCUUUCGAGAAGCGGCUCUACUGAGCACGACAGCGGAGCGCAGAGCAGCGAUGCACGUGACAUACCCAGUCUAACAGUGACCAAAUGUUAAAUUGCCACUUCAAAAAAAUACGCACCACCCACUACAGCCCCUCUCCGCCUUCCCCCCUGCGUCGUACCCACCGUUGGUCUCUCUCUGUCUCUCUCCGAUCCCCAACCGGCCGAUUCGGGGAGCAAAGGGGGGCAUCGUAGCGAAGUGAGAAUCUUCAACGUGACACCUGACUCUCUGAACACCUUGCACUUAAGAAGUGGCGCAUCAGGGUUUUUUGGAACGACAUACACACCUGUAUCUUGAGCAUACAGCCCAACCCCACCCAAUAACGUGUGUUGAUAGUAGCGUGAGUACGAACUGUGUGAGUUAAGGGUAGCGUGUGUCUGAGUGUGUGUGGUGUAGGCAGACAAAGUGAAGGCGUUUACUUGUCCAGUUAAUAUUAGUGAGGUUGAAGACAGCCAUGGUGCAGAUCACAUCGGCAUCCUUUGCUGGCUUUGUUUCGGGAUUCACGCUUACCAGCAAGCUCCCUGUAGAAGCCUCACGCAUCCCAGUUCUUAAACACACUAGUGCAGAAAAUCAAGACCAACACUUGUCUCUCUGUGUGCAGUGUGCCAGUCUAUCGCAGCAUUUUAAGUCUUCACAGAUAUACGCUACUUGGAGAGUAGCCGCUUAUACUUCAGCGCAUAUUGUUUACUCUGUGUAUUGUGGAUUCUGAGGUACGAGAUAUUGGUCAUGGUUGUUAUCCUGUCGACUGUGUGUCUUUCAGUGUCGCCUGAAAUCAGUACAGACCCACAGUUUGGUUUUUGGCUUUUUUUUUUUGUUUACCUCUGUGAACAUUCAUUUACCCCUCGAAGACAUGCUGAGCCAAAUAACCAGUGUCCCAUCUCAGUGCAGAGAAUUCAUAAGUUAAGCAUGUAAGGGACCAAAAGCUGAACGUCAGGUAUGUUUAAAAAUGAAAUUCAACUCAAAUCUAUCAAUCAGAAAUGGUUACGAAGGAGGAGAAUGACAAUUUCUUUGCCCAUAAUUUGAAUACUUUUAGAUAAAAACAACUUUAUAUUAAACCUGUAUAGUCUCUGGGGGGGCUUUGAAUUGAGCAUGAAGGGUUUUUGAUAUGCAUGUUUGUUUUUUCACUAAGCCAAACACGGCUGUAUUUAUAUUCGGCUUUAAUUGCAUACAUACUGCCAAGUGUAUUUACACUUCCUUUGACACGCUUCUUUUGUAACUUCAAAACCAAAAUUGGUGCAACAAGUUGCUCGUUACCUUGUCACUUGUUCCUUCCUGCGCUUUCAUGGUGUGGCAUAGGUUUCUCUAUCAUUUUCUUUCUUAUAUAUUUGUUCCUUUUCACCAGAGAUAUGCCUUGAAACAGGGAUGGAAACGGGGCUGCACACGACAGCUCCGCGAAAAUGAAUUCAAAUGCAUAAUGUUACACACCUUCUCGCCUCCUUUUUCUUACUUUAAAACACUUUCGCACUGUUCAGCUUAUGUAGGAGUAGGCUUUUCUAACAUUUUCAUACUGGAUGUUUUGUUUUUUUUUGCCAGAUGUUUUUGUUUUGUUUAUUUUGUUUUUGUUUUUUUUGUAAUAAAAUGUCCCAGAUUGUAUGAGUUGCUUUCUCUAACCUGCUAAUGUACUAUACCCUGCACAGGGUUCACUUGACUAACAGAGGUCUUGCAACUGGACUGAAUUGCAAGAAAAUGUACAUGAGAUAUAUGAAGAUAUAAACCUAUAUUAGAUGGAAAUGACUGCUGCUUGUUUUCAGUUUCCCACCUAAAGAGGUAAUUCAGGUUUUUAAAAUGUCUUACUUGUCAUAUACUGAGUCCUGUUAGUCCAUCUAAAAAGCACAACUAUAGUCAUAUGUGAGAUAUCUGAUUUUUUUUUUUUCCUCCAGUGUUGCUCUUUUGUAUGAUUUCAGCUUCACAACAGUUGCCAUAACACUGGUAGCUUCUCUGCAACCAACAACCAAAACAGCACGAAAGCCCUUUUUAGAUGGACGUUAAAGACUCAGUAUUCAGUCAAUUCAUAAGGGGAUUUUGAGGAAUAUCACUUAAGAACUUGUUUGCAGUAAAACACUCAACAGAGGAAAGUUGCUUUUGCUGUUCAAUAUGGUAAAGAAGAAUAAAUAAAACAAAACUGUG